UCCUUGUGUGUUUUCAGUGUGAUUUGUAAUUUGUAGGUGUUACUGUGUGCUUUGGAGAGUGGGAAGGGACAGAGUAUGGUAUUUUCAGUGUCAGUUUAUCCCGUGCUCUUACCUGGUGGGCUUCCUUGGCGGGGAAGGCCACACUGCCGAUGCACCAGCCCAGAGCCCGUACAAACAAUAAAACAAGUGCUGGAAAGUGCAUCAUAAGAGAGAGAAUGGCCGAGUAAUUGGUUAUUUCCGUACAGAGGAGAAGCACCAGGUCAGAGUAGUUGGGUGCAUCACUCCUGAAAUACUCGCGUGCUCUGUGACUGGACAUGACACUCAUGAGGAUUGAAGAAGAGUCAUUUCCCACAAAAUCAUGGAUAAAAUGAAGCUGUAAAACUUCUGACCACCCAGAAAAUACUAGAGGAAAAAGAGAAAACAGUAAACAAGAGGAGUGAAGAUACCAGCUGGCUAAUACAGUUCACUUACCAAACAAGAGGAGGAAGAGGAAGCCACAGCAUAACAACAGUUGGCCAGACACCAUUAAAGAUACCAUAAUCACCCUGCCACCACCAAAAUGUCCUUUCCCACAAGCCACAAGACAGUUUUCGUGAUGGACCACACCCUGACAGCCUCCUCAGGGGUGAAACUCGAGAUGGACAGUUUCAGCAAGUGUCGCAGUGGCAGCAGCAGUAAUGGAGGGGCCGGCCCGGUACAUCUCCAGCCCAUGAACCUCAUCCCACUGCGCCCAGUCACCAAGUCACUCUGGACCUGCGCCGUGGAGGCCAUCACAGAAUAUUGCAGGAUUGUGUGGGAUAUAUUUCCUGGAUCCAGGUUAAUACGCUUUGUUGCCGUUGACAAGACCGCCCACAAACUGUCAUCCUGGAACCCUGAAGAUCAGAAUUUGACCAGUCUUAUGAAUGCUUUCAUGAUGCUUGGGCCAGCUCGGGCUAUUGGCCCUGGCAAGCUGGACCUCUUCAAGGGUCUCAGGACAGCCAUAGAGAUUUUGAUGGAGCCUUCAGCUGUCCAGCAUGAGAAACGAACCUCCCUCACUGAAAGUGCCACAAAAGUUCUCAACAAAGGGAGAAUUAUUCUUGUGACAAAAAUUGACACAGAAGAAGAAGUUAAAACAUUAAAAGACAAAUUUCAUGACACACUUUUAUACUUAAACAAGGUGGCUGCAGCAACAGACAAUUUGAUGGCCAUUAACCACUGUGAUCUGGUCCUCCUCAACCUGUGGCCUGAUGGUCCCCUGUGCCCCAUGCCUUGGCGGUCAUGGCCUGAUGUGUCCACCAUCAUGUCCUGUGAAUUCACCAACCUGCAGGGUGGUGUGUCACUUGCACCAAAACUCUGCAACCUGGUGUUGAAGCAUUAUGAUCUUGCCUCAACCACAGUCACUGGAAUACCCAUGAAAGAGGAGCAGAAUGCCAGCUCUUCAGCAAACUAUGAUGUUGAGUUAUUCCAUCCAGCUGCUGCUCAUGCUGCAAUCCUCAAGGGCAUACCAACAGAGACUGCCCACCUAAAGACCUACCGUGAGGGUGCAGACUACGAGACUGUCACCCUGAAGUGGUGCACCCCUCGCAGCAAUGCCAACGUAGAGCUCCAGCACUGCUCCUCAGCCUACCGCAUCACUUCCGUUGACGUGAACAGCCGUCCCUCGUCCUGUCUGACAAACUUCCUGCUCAACGGCCGCUGGGUCAUGUUGGAAAUGCCACGCAAGUCUGGGAGUAAAGUUAUAUCCCACAUGCUGGCUUGUCAUGGAGGGGACAUUUACAUCCACACAAUGUACACAUCUCGUAGCAUCUUGGAAGAUCCUCCUUCCAUAAGCGAAGGGUGUGGAGGCAGGGUUACUGACUACAGGAUUCCUGACUUUGGAGAAUUCUUAAAAGCAAACAAACUGGCACCAUACCCAGCUUCUGCCUUGAGCAGUGAUGACAAUGCUGUGUCCACACCCCUAGUGAAGAGUAGAGAACAGCUGAGCAGACACACCAAAUACUGGCCCAUUACUCUCUCUGCUACUUCACUCUUCACGCUGGGUCCACAGGUUGAGCCACUCACCACAUUGAUGGUGAAAAGCACACUUACAGAUGAUGAAGUUGUUGAAUGCAAGCAAGUGAUUCUGUGCCUGAUGAGCAUGGAAGCUCGUGGUGAUCCUCUGCCCUCCCCCAUGGCCGGCCGGGGUGGCAAGGGCAUGAAACGAGAGGACCAGUACAGGGCCGUGUGGGCUGAGUUGGAGCAGUACCUGCAGGUGCACUUACACACGGCAGCUCAUGAAAAAGUGUUGAAGUGUUUCAUGGACUGUCACAACAAGGCAUCGACACCGGAGUACAAAGGAGAUGAGAAGGUGGAUAUAGACCAGGCCUUGAAGGAACUGGAUGACUACAACUUCAUGACAGAGAGGGAGAAGCAAGAAUUCAACAUGGGGGGAAUGAAGCAUGUCCCUUCAGACCUUCCUCUACCAGAGAGCAAGCGACGGCGCAGUGCCCCGCCACCGCUCACCCCAAUGGGACGCAGCAGUGGGGUCAGCCUGCUCACACUGUGGGAGAACAAGGUGUCCUCGGAACAGUCUCGGCGCUGCCUUGAGUUUCAGGGGCGAUUACGAGCAGAGGGAAAUGUCACCAAGCUCUACAUCAACCUCCAGAAAGAUAAAGAUAAGGAUGAUGGUGGACCAAGAAAAAAAAAUUGAGGUAAUGUGUUUUUUAGAAUUUAUGUUGUUGGUGUAAUUGAGGUUUUUCAGGUCCAUUGUUGUUCAUCAUGUCACAUCUAAUACUAUUACAGUCAAUUAUUUUCACUCACUCACACACAGGCUGGGAAUCCCAUCCUUAAUUCUAAAAUAAACAAAUUUUUCAAGUGCUGUGUGUUCCAAAUUCACUUCAGACAUUUUCUGAAGGUAUGUUGUGCAUUGAUGCAUUUUUUAAACAAGUUACGGUAUUUCAACUUAAGGAUCAUUCUCACUAAGUAGAAGUAUGCAUUUAUUGUUUAUCUGGAAUACACUGAUUCCAAGCAUUCCAGGUAAAGGAUUCUCAACCUGUAUUUGAGUAGUUAGGACAGCUAUUUAAGUCAUAACAGUACCUGAUAAUUUUAUUAGAAUAUUUGUAUAUAAACUUUUGCAAUGUGUAUAGUUUCUGGUUCUUAGCACUGCAGCACUUGUAUCACCGCCAGGAUCAGUGAAAAUUCAUCUAAUUCUUAUGUGUAUUGUAAAAAAAAUCAUGGUUUUCCUUGUUACAUACAUCAUACAUCAUGUACCAAAUUUCUCUCCCAAUUGAAAUACAUUAUCUUGUAAUA
Messenger RNA from Scylla paramamosain (green mud crab), 3267 nucleotides. RefSeq names its product integrator complex subunit 13-like (gene asun). Gene Ontology annotation, biological process: centrosome localization; regulation of mitotic cell cycle. The transcript is spliced from 3 exons. Lineage: Eukaryota; Metazoa; Arthropoda; Malacostraca; Decapoda; Portunidae. Bases 560 to 2668 code for a protein of 702 amino acids. Gene Ontology annotation, cellular component: integrator complex. The record is from RefSeq and is a predicted model, not a curated record.